Molecule: messenger RNA, 459 nt
Organism: Ostertagia ostertagi
Lineage: Eukaryota; Metazoa; Nematoda; Chromadorea; Rhabditida; Trichostrongylidae
Source: the annotation of a GenBank genome assembly
AUGCCUCUACCGUCUGGCGAAAAGAAGUUGAACGACUUACCAGCGAAUUUCUGCUUCACCACCGAUGACCCAUUCUAUUCUGGUCCGGCCACAUGCAAUCUAUUGCAUUACACACCAGCUGCUUACAUGGCUGGCAUCGUAGAGAUGGCAAUGCUAGCGAGUGGAUCGCUUUGGUUUUGGCACUGUUUUAACAACAAAAUCUGUUAUACACGGCGAACUUGUCGUCCGGCAUCUGGCUGCAUACCGACUUUCAAACGAGGAAAUGUUCCACGAAAUGAGACGGAGGCCGGUGAAAAAUACAUCUUUUACGGACUGAAGACUGAGCAGGCGAAGUUGCUCUCUCCAAAAUUGGCAUUCAUCCAGCUCGAGAUCACCAUUCUGAUGAUGCUUGCAGCCGUCGCGAUAGUGGCAAUGUCCUUCGGUAUUUCACUCACUCACCAGUUGUUCAGCGUUUUCGUG